Messenger RNA from Brienomyrus brachyistius, 1415 nucleotides. RefSeq names its product transmembrane protein 45B (gene tmem45b). Bases 169 to 1020 code for a protein of 283 amino acids. The transcript is spliced from 6 exons. Lineage: Eukaryota; Metazoa; Chordata; Actinopteri; Osteoglossiformes; Mormyridae. The record is from RefSeq and is a predicted model, not a curated record.
GCAGGUGGGUAGGUGGGUGGGGAUGUCACGUGACCGUCAGUCUGCGCGCAGGUACGCAGUAAGACGGGUUGAGUGUCGCUGUACUCUGCUCCCAUCAGGUAAAUCACCGGACCGGGUUAUAAAUUGAUUGGGGAAACGGCGGAAAUAACAAAUAAGGAGUGAGGAGAGAUGGCCAACUUUAAGGGGCAUGCUUUGCCCGGCAGCUUUUUCCUGCUGUUUGGCCUUUGGUGGUCGGUGAAAUACUCAUUCCGGCAAUGCUGGAAGAGGAGCCAUUUACAAGGGAGACAGAGGCUGCCCCUGGUCUUUGACAGGGUAGAUUUUGUGGAAGGGUCCCUGAAGAUAUUCUUUGCCUUUGUUGGUAUCAUGGCUGAACAGUUCGUUCCGGACGGGCCCCACGCUCACCUGUACGACAGGCAGGACAAUGCCUGGGUGAAGCUAAUGAACUGGCAGCACAGCACAAUGUACCUGUUUUUUGGCAUUUCUGGAAUAGCUGACCUCCUAGGCAUGUCCAGCCUGCCUGUGCCCCUGGGCGUCGACCGUCUCGGACUCGCUUUGGCCCUUUUCAUCGAAGGGUUCCUGUUCUACUUUCACUUGCACAAUCGCCCCCCGCUGGACAUGCACAUUCACUCCCUGCUCCUGGUGGCUGUGUUCGGCGGGGCGGCGAGUACCUUUCUGGAGGUCUUCAAACGAGACCAUCCCGUACUGGAGUUACUCAGGAGCAGCUUAGCCAUCCUUCAAGGAACAUGGUUCUUCCAGAUUGGCUUUGUGCUUUACCCACUGAGCGGACCGGAAUGGGAUCUCGAGCAACACGAUAACAUCAUGUUUGUCACAAUGUGCUUCUGCUGGCAUUAUGCUGCUGCUUUGAUGAUCGUGGCUGUGAAUUAUGCCAUCGUCUGGUUUGCCGUACAAAAGUGUACGCGGAGGGAGACCUGUGACCUGGAGAUCGGACUACGGAAGACCUUGUCAGCCAGUGAUGCGAGCUCACAGAAAGCCCUACUCCACGACUCAGAAGAAGAAUAGACUGAUGCAUACAUGGAUAGAGAAACGCCAUUGAGGGUCAUCAGUAAUUCUGGGAAGGACGUCUUGGAAACAUUUUUUAUUGUAAAAAUUUGUUAAAAAAACCCUAGACCUUUGUAAUAAAAUAGUUAAUUAGAUAAGAAAUAUCGCUUGAUAACACAAUGAUAUAUAGUGAAGUUUUCUUAAAGGAACCAAGCUCUGCUUUAUUUUAAAGUAAUUCUAUGAUGCAUUCUGAAACAAUGUGGUCUUAUUUUAUGAAAACAGCAUAUUGUGUCUUGGGAAAGCAUUCGGCUUUAUCACGGUGAUCCUUAGCGUCUCGAUAGUAAGUGAAAUUUAUUUAGUGGUGAGAUCUUUGCUCAGAGGUAGAUGUGGUAAUAAAACUACACAAGAUCAGCUAA